Molecule: messenger RNA, 2193 nt
Organism: Verticillium alfalfae VaMs.102
Lineage: Eukaryota; Fungi; Ascomycota; Sordariomycetes; Glomerellales; Plectosphaerellaceae
Exons: 6
Coding region: 1-2193 (730 amino acids)
Molecular function (GO): protein binding
Source: RefSeq, a predicted model, not a curated record
AUGGCAAAGGACGAUUCCUCCCCAGAACAAGCUCCAGGUGCUUCAAGCGAACAGGCCACACAGCCUGCCCCCCCGGACAAGGCGCCACCGCACCGUCGGCUCUCACGCAGCCAGAUACGAGCCUUCAAAGAAAUUCAGGAACGUUUUACACACGACCACAGUGUCGUGAUCGAGGGCGGAAUAGGGGUCGGGGAAGCGGCAAAAUGGCUGCAGACCGUCCAUCCAGGACUCAAGACUCUCGAGAUACACGCAGAUGCCUGGACGAACUUUGAGGGAGGGUUUCAAGCACUCGCUAGAAAGGCUAAGGCGAGUUUUGGCAGUGCGCCGCCCUUCCUCCGACAUGAUCCAUACCAGGAAUCGGGACGCCGUAUGCGUCUUGCGACAAGAAGAGAGAACUUGGAGCAGUUUGAAAAGUGGUUCGAAGACGAAAGUCAGAUGUGUACUCGAGGCAACUGGAGCUUCGGCUCUGGAUCUCCUCGCCUCAUUAUGUUUUUUUCGCACCACAAAGAUAUACCUCUCUGCUUAGUUGCGGCGCGGUUCGGUGCGUCUCCUUCGACAUUGGAGACAGACAAGGAUAAAGAACUGAUUAUCCUGAGAAACCUACAUCUGAUCACGACAAGUUACACGUACUGCGAUGUUGAGCUCGGUUGCGAGGUCUUUCAGCGCGGCCUCGAGAUUCUCCCCGGCAUAAAAGCCUUCGUGCUUCGCUAUCUGGAAGCAUCAGGGAGACUGGGGAGACACCGAGAUUUAUUUCUUGCGCGGCUCGCCAAAGCCUUUGAUUCGCAUUCAAAGGACCUUGACGCUGUGACCCCUGGCUUCCGUCAUCUGAGACUCGUUCCGCAUGGGCAAAAUGCGUUUAGUCUUUUCCCUGAAGGGGUGGAUGCUCGGGAUGACUGGGAAUCCAUCAUCUACAACACUGGUCGUUGUAUCCAAGAAAACCGGUUGCCGGUGGGCAACAUGUUUCCAAUGAUGGAGGAGGUGGCUUAUAUUCGUAACUCGUCUCUCGUACUGGCACGCCUCCUUCGCGAAAACGGCAAGAACCAAUGGCAAUCGAAGGUUUCGGAGCAGAUUGUGCUCGCGAAGGAACGCAACCCUGGCCACAGCCCCUCACAGAAGGAGACAUCAUCCGAUAAAAACACAACGUCACCACUUGCUACGGGCAACAGCAGAAUUCUCAGCUCGAGCAUGUCCGAUGCGGCGUGUCUGGUCGAGGAACUGAUCGAGCUGCAAGCAGCCCUUGUCAGCACAUUUUUGAGGUACCGCAAAUGGUGGAAAGCCCAAAAAAUAAGUCUGGGUGUCGUCGAAGCAAUGCGAGAAACCCUGGGAGAGGAGCAUCCCGAUACGCUAUCGAUCAGGAUGGAACAUGCGAUGACGUCUGUGAGACAAGAACAGUGGGAAGAAGCUGAUGCUUUGCUCCGUAGAUUGGUCAGAGACAAGGAGCGAGUCUUCGACGAGAGCCACCACGGGGCACUGGCGACUAUGACGCAACUCGGACGCCUCCUGAACAACGGUGCGUGGUGGGAUGAGGCUGAGUAUAUUCUGAUCGAUGUCAUCAAGAGAAGCAGCACAUCUUUGCGGCGUGACGAUCCAGAUGUUAUUUGGAGUAUGGCUCGGCUGGCAUCUGUAUAUGCCUUGGGAGACCAGGCUCGCUGGACGGAGUUUGAAGUCGCCGUCAAGCAAAUAAUGGACGCAGAGGCAUGGAAAAAAGGCAAAAUACACCCUGAAACCCUGGAAGCCCUGAUCAGACUGGCAUUCAAAAUCCGGAAGUAUGGACGACGGGAACACUCGGUGGUUAUGUUGAGCGAGUGCAUCAAGGUGCUGGAGGGUGCCUUUGAUAACGGUGAUCCGACUCUGAGGAAAAGUCGAUCUUCCCUGCUUCUUUGGGAAAAAGGCGAUCCCGAGGGAUUCGCAAAACAAGAGGAUGUGGGAAUUCUCGGACGGCCCGCAACAACGGGCGUACCUUCUCUCUGGCAACGCUGGGUCACAUAUUUCUCACCACCAGCUGCGGGGUAUGAAAGAUUGUAUUUUCGAUGCGUACGUGGAACCAAGGCCAAUGGUUUGAAGGAAGCUAACGUUUUCAGGGCUGCGGAGAGCUACUUUCGAUGGAUUUACGCGAGAUUGUGCCAGGGGGCAUUGACCGUCUGCGCCAGAGACUCGAGAGGAGUGCAGCUAACGUCAGAUCGCGGGCAGUAA